AUGCAAGAAAGAAAGAUGUUCCUUGAAGCCCUUGAAGAUAAUAUGAAAAAAGUUAGAGAUCACGAUUACUUAACAGGAAAAUACCGAGGAGCUGCUCAUUCUAUAUGUAAUUUAAAUUAUAAGGUUCCUAGAUUUAUUCCAGUAUUUUUCCACAAUAUAUCUGGUUAUGACACGCAUUUAUUCAUACAAACAUUUGAUAUUGAUAAAGCUAAUUUAAAAGCAAUUGCAAAUAGUGAAGAAAAUCGCGUAUCAUUUUCAAAAAUAUUACGAUUUGAGAUAUUAGAUUCAGAAACUGAAGACCCUGUUUUAGAUGAUAUAGGAAAACCUAUUUUUAAAACAACUGAAAUAAGAUUUCUUGAUUCUUUCAAGUUCUUAUCUAGUUUUUUAGAAAAAUUAGCUAAAACUUUAAAAUUAUACCAGUUUAAAGAACUAUCUAAACAUUAUCCUGAAAAAUUAUAUUUAGUGAAAGGAAAAUUAUGGUUUUCUUAUAAAUAUAUGGAUUCUCUAGAAAUAUAUGAUGAAGAAUCUUAA
Cinara cedri is the source of this 531-nucleotide messenger RNA. NCBI's taxonomy places the organism in Eukaryota, Metazoa, Arthropoda, Insecta, Hemiptera, Aphididae. The record is from the annotation of a GenBank genome assembly.